AUGGCGAUCUCCAAGGCUCACGAUCUCAAUUGCUUGACGAUCAAUGAGCUCCAAAAGUUAGCCGCCGAGCGAAUGGACAAGCAAACGCGCGACUACUACAACGAGGGCGCAGACUCGGGUUCCACCUUGGCAGAGAACAUAUCCGCAUACCAGAAAUAUCGCAUCAGGCCGCGCGUAUUACGAGAUAUAUCUUCUGUCGACACGAGCGUCCCAAUCUUUGGCCACAAGAACACCGUCCCUAUAGGAGUGGCGCCGACCGCUAUGCAAGGUCUUGCACACUCAGAGGGUGAGCUUGCGACAGCACGAGCGUGCAAGAACAUGGGCAUAGUCAUGGGUUUGAGCAGCUUUAGUACAACGAGUUUGGAAGAUGUUAAGGGAGCAUUGGGGCCUGAACAUCCUGGAGCGUUGCAAUUGUAUCUGUUUGAGGACAGAGGCCAGAGCCAAAGACUGAUCCAAAGGGCAAAGAAAGCUGGGUACAAAGCUGCAUUCUUGACGGUUGACACACCUGUGCUGGGACGAAGAAAUCUCGAAAUCCGUAACCAGUUUACGCUGCCGAAACACUUGAAAGUCGCAAACUUCAACCAGGAAGAUGGCGGCGAAGAUGAAGUUGAAAUUAAAGACAGGGACACAGAAGCUACUGAAGAACGGAAUGGAAGUGGGCAAGACAGCAGCAAGUCCAAACGAACGCCCCCGACAGGACCGAUUACAUUCCACACACAUGCGCCCAAUCCCACUCUCUGCUGGGAGCGCGACAUAGCGUGGCUGAAAGAACAAUGCCACCCGGAAAUGGAGGUAUGGGUAAAAGGCAUUGCGACAGGCGAAGACGCCCUUCUAGCCUGCCACCACGGGGUCGAUGGCAUCGUAGUUUCCAAUCACGGCGGUCGCCAACUCAACGGCGCGCUCGCAACCAUUGACGCAUUACCCGAAGUCGCACAAGCGGUACGAUCGCAAUCGAAGAAGAUUCCUGUACAUGUAGACGGUGGUAUAAGACAUGGUACAGACGUGUUCAAAGCUCUUGCACUUGGUGCAGAUUUUGUAUGGGUUGGCCGACCUGUGCUCUGGGGAUUGGCAUACAAAGGACAAGAGGGUGUAGAGUUGUGUUUGAAGUUGUUGAGCGAUGAGAUCAAAUUGUGCAUGGGCCUUGCCGGGGUAACGAAAGUUGAGGAUAUUGGAAAGGAGUAUCUGGUUAAGAUGGACCGCAGUGGGUUUGUUAGUCGCUUGUAG
This is a messenger RNA of Parastagonospora nodorum SN15, 1224 nucleotides long. RefSeq lists its product as hypothetical. The transcript has a single exon. Bases 1 to 1224 code for a protein of 407 amino acids. Gene Ontology annotation, molecular function: oxidoreductase activity; FMN binding. NCBI's taxonomy places the organism in Eukaryota, Fungi, Ascomycota, Dothideomycetes, Pleosporales, Phaeosphaeriaceae. The record is from RefSeq and is a predicted model, not a curated record.